CCUAACCGGAACAUGGAGGCUGAUGCAUCAAGAUGCACCACGUGUCCACUUCUUUACGGUCACCAGUUCUCAGCUUUCCAUGACAGACGAUCAUGUCAUGGAAGUGCUCAUGUCCGCAUCAUCACCCACAUCACUCUUCCCAAACCUUCGCCGUUUGCAUUGGUUGGACGACCGAGAAUACUUCUUUCCGCUAUUGUGCACCUUCCUUGGGUCAACUAUCACAUCAAUCCGGGAACUCGACGGUGUAUGUGUCGGUGAUUCUGCAGAAAGUGCAGAUGCAACUCAUAAAGUUCUAUCGGGCUUGCGAGAGCUUUCCUGUCUUCACACAGGCACCCUCAGUCCACAAGAGUUUCUUCGCUUGGCUUCUUUACUGGCCCUCAAGUCUCUGUACUUCAGACUGAACACCCACGAAGUGCAAUCCAACUCCACUCCAGCAAUUAUCCCCCAACUCGAUCAAGUGCACCUCACUGUAUCGAUGCAAUACAUCACCGUUGCCGGACACUUUUUCGGAAGUAUGCGUCUUACCUCCUGUCGAUCAGCGACGGUGUACACCGAUUAUGAUGACCUAAGCUAUGAUCCAGAAGUUUUGUAUGAUCCAUUGCAUAUCCUCAACCUCAUCGUCUCCCUCUCAGAGUGCCUUUCUCCUGCUCUUGAGAAACUUGACAUCGAGCUUGAGUACGACCUCGCAUUUAUCAGAGGAGACAUCGCCAAUCGCAGCUAUGCGCUUGGCUUUAACCUCGAGCUGUUCCACUUUGGAGGUGCAGCUGGUUGGCUAGUCUCGCCAUCUAUGACCUUCACAGCACUCGUCCAUCUCAUCCAACAUUGCCUGCGCUUGCACGCCGUUCGAAUGUCCUUUUACGCAACUCCGGUCGACUACGACAAUAAUCCCUUCUUUUUUGAAACCAUUCCUAAUGAGAAGAUCACUAUGCUUUCUGUGGUGAUGUCUCCGAUCAGCGGUCCCUGCGCCGUGGCCUAUAUGCUGCUUAGAUUGCUGCCCAAGUUGGAGCGUGUUGAUUUCUGCCGCUGGCUUCUUCGCGACGCACCCGUGCCACCACUAUUUAAACAAUCUGAUGAUGAUUGGAUUGUUGUGAAUGAGAUCCUGGCGGCUAAAAACAAAAUUGGAAAUGACAGACUCUGGACAUAUUGCGGAUAUGUGCUGCGAACGGGGCGAGCGCGUUUGACGAAGGUCGGGACGGAGCAGCGGAUAGGCUACAACUCGUCCUUACAAUUUGUAGAUAUUAGCUGACGUUGAUUGUAAGC
This is a messenger RNA of Suillus subalutaceus, 1260 nucleotides long. RefSeq lists its product as uncharacterized. The record is from RefSeq and is a predicted model, not a curated record. The transcript has 3 exons. Bases 23 to 1246 code for a protein of 407 amino acids. NCBI's taxonomy places the organism in Eukaryota, Fungi, Basidiomycota, Agaricomycetes, Boletales, Suillaceae.